This is a messenger RNA of Mercenaria mercenaria, 3330 nucleotides long. RefSeq names its product thiol S-methyltransferase METTL7B-like. The coding region runs from base 118 to 855 and encodes 245 amino acids. The transcript is spliced from 2 exons. The record is from RefSeq and is a predicted model, not a curated record. Lineage: Eukaryota; Metazoa; Mollusca; Bivalvia; Venerida; Veneridae. Gene Ontology annotation, molecular function: S-adenosylmethionine-dependent methyltransferase activity.
CAACGAGGCAGAACAAAAUUAAACGUAUUUUAAACAGACUCGUUUAUAUAUUCAUCCACUUUUAUAUAGUUUUGCAUUCAAUCUAACCGGAUUUUAUUUCACAUACUGCUCAUAACGAUGGAAGUUGAAUAUAGUAAUAUGUACACAGCAGUAUCUUUCUUCGCGAUUUUAGGCCUUGCCUGGUGUUUGAGACGACCAUUCAGAUUUCAUAUUUUGCAAAGGAUAUCUGCACGGAAAAUUAACGGGGACACAUCAUUUUUAAAUAAAUUGUUAUGGAAGGAGAAGGUUGAAAUGUUCCAGUUUCUGUAUGAAUAUAAAGAAAAUAGCAACACGAACUUGACCGUACUUGAUGUUGGAUCAGGACCAGCUGCUAAUCUUGCUUUUCUUCCAAAAAAUACAAAAUUAGUUUGCCUGGAUCCAAAUCCACAUUUAAAAGGAUACAUCGAUGAAAACUUGAAGAAGUGUGAUAAUGAUAUAGACACGGAUAUUGUUCAAGGAUACGCUGAGAACAUGCCGUUUGAAAACGAACUAUUCGACGCCACAAUCUGUACGGUAGCACUGUGUGUUGUACAAAACAUUGAGAAGUCACUGGAUGAAAUUAAGAGGGUUUUAAAACCAGGAGGAAAAUUGUUUUUUCUGGAGCAUGUAACCGUCGAGGACAAACGACUCUACACGUAUCUGUUAUGGUGUGCAAUGAUUCCAUUGGCUCGUCUAUUAUACGGCUGUCAUGUGACUCGGGAUACUGUGAAAUCCAUAAAAAACGCCGGAUUUUCUGAUUUGCGGCUGCAAUACGUAUACCCGAAAACAGAUAUCAUUCUCCUGAGAAAAUGUAUCAUUGGAGUAGCGACAAAAUGAUUUGCUGAUUUAGUAGAGGGUGUCCCAUUAUAUACCACUUCAAUAUUUUCUUUUAAAAUGUCUUAUAUAUAUAUAUGUAGUACAUGGUGUCCUAUAGUAUGCUGUAGAAUAAUAUAUGUUAGGAGGGGAGAGGUGGUCUUGUGGUUAAAGUGUCCGUCGCUCAACCCGGGGGUCGUGGGUUUGAGCCCUUCUGGAAUCACGAUCACGAUUCCUUAUAAGCGCCAGUCUUGGGUUUUUCCCCCAGGAAGUAGACUCGAGAGUGGUUUAAAUAAGCUUAAAGCUUUCAUCACAAUCGAGCUAAAAUAAAUUGGUUUAAACUAAAACAUCUAUAUCAAUAUAUCUAUACGGACAUAGUCGUUUGCUUAUUUUAAAGUUUCAAUUGGUUUAUAACUUGCGUUUGUUAAUAUUUCAUGUUAAAAUAUUCAAUAGUUUCGACAGGUAUGAUUUUACAGAAUAUGCUUACAAAUGACGUUCAAAUCUGAACUUGAAAGACAGUCUUUCAUAGGGACAUUUGAAAAAUAGGUCUGCAAACAUAUACCUACGACAACAAUUGACUGAAAGAACAGGUAUAAAACCGGAAAUUGGCCAAUGUGAAGCUUUUCUACAGAAACUUUACUGUCUGUGAAAGGAGAAUGAACGUCAUAUGUAUUGAAAAUAGAGGUCAUUUUGAGCACAUGUGGUAAAACUAUUUCUUUUUCAAGUGUUGAAUAUUCUCAACAUUCAAAUUAAAAAUAUUUACAUGUCCUAUAUCAAAUGAAGCUUCUAAGUAAAAAUGUUCAUUGGCAAUAGUUAUGCAAAGUAGUGAAACAUAUUUUGAGAAACCCUGUAUUUAGUCAGACAUAAUUAUACGUUUACUUUUAAAUAGCAUGUGUAUAUAAUAACAUUUCGUUGUUGGAGAUAUUCCGUAGUUACAAAAAGUGUGAUUUUACAGAACUUGCCCAAAAACUACGUCUUUUUCACAAUAACUUCGUUCAGUCACAUAAUCUGAUUUCCCAAGAUUUCCUUCUAUUGGGAUAUUUGACAGAAUCCUAACUUGAAUUUGUAAGAAUUUUUUAUAAAAAAAACAGGCGAAAUCUGGACAAAGCUUUUUUGCAGACACAUUAAUAUCUGUUAAUUUUCAUAAGAAUGUAAACGCGACGUCAAUUUGCACAUAUAUUAUACAAUCAUACCAUUUUCAAAUUUUGAAUAUUCUCAAUAUUGAGAGUUCUGCUCAACGUAGGGCUAGAGAGCAUGAAUGUUAAAAUGCAUUUCCGUUACAAACUCAAGCAAACCGAGCCUGCAACAUUUUUAUUUUUGUCAUACUUGGGCGACCUACUGAAUGGAUUUCGUUUACAUGGAUUUUACACCGCUUCGAUAUCUAGUAAAUUGCUAUUUAGCUUAGUUGGACCACUCCUUUAAAGAGUAUAGCUCGCCGUACACUUGAGCUUACAAAUUGAACAGUGGUGAAACAGAUGUUCCGAGUUUUCUCACAAAUAUUAAUGAAAUUUCAGCUGCAUUAUCGGGUAACUACAUAGAUAUGCCAAAAGACUGGAACGUUAGAAAAUGCACCAAGUUACAGCAUUUAAUACCUUUAUAUUGAAUACUUGACUUGAUAUAACUUAUUUUUAUUUGUAAAUCUUUUAUGUUAUGAUAGAAAACUAAAUCACUAAACCUACUAUUUAUAACUGUGAGUAUGGAAGGAAAUAUUGUUGUUAAUUAAAAAUAAAAUAAAAAAGAAACAUGCAAAACUUCAAAAGAAUUUUAAGGAACACAUUGUUUGUAUUUAUCCUUUUAUUAUGCCACAUAAAGUUUCAGCUUUUGAUGUCUGACAGUCUUGUGGGGUGAGGUCAAUGUCACGUUUUAUACAUUGCUAGUGGACAUAUUAUACUGCUGAGAAACAAACAGGAAAGCUAAUAUUGAACAGUGUGAAUUUACUUAGAAAUUUUCAGCUUCAUUUUGUUGGCAUUUACCUCAUAAAACAAAUAAAAUGAUACAAUUAUACAUUACACGUUUUGAAUAAAAGUUCUUGAAUUGUAUAAAAAAGAAAAAGAAUAAAGGAUAUCGAUUAAAUUAUAUUCUCACUGAAAUUCUGGGUGUAAACGUGAUCACGACUGACACGAUCAUUUGAACUUUUUUAAUAUGUCUAACAAUAGGCUUUGAAACAAGCGAACAUUUUUAUGCAUAAGUCAAAACUGAUUCUCCCUCUACACGUGCUGAUUAGAAGUGAAAAUGCUUUAGAGUGGCUUCGACAUUUUCGCAUUUGGUGUCAACUGUAAUUAUGCAGAAAACCUCAUUGUGCAGGGGUAUUUGUAUGUACCAUUGUUUAAAAUACAGUGAUGCAAUGUAGUAACGGUAACGGCAAGUGUAAUAAAGGAUUUGGAUACUGUUUGUUUAAACCUCACUGUGCAGGGGUAUUUGUAUGUACCAUUGUUUAAAAUACAGUGAUGCAAUGUAGUAACGGUAACGGCAAGUGUAAUAAAGGAUUUGGAUACUGUU